Emys orbicularis (European pond turtle) is the source of this 747-nucleotide messenger RNA. RefSeq names its product ankyrin repeat domain-containing protein SOWAHB-like. The transcript has 8 exons. Bases 124 to 747 code for a protein of 207 amino acids. NCBI's taxonomy places the organism in Eukaryota, Metazoa, Chordata, Testudines, Emydidae. The record is from RefSeq and is a predicted model, not a curated record. Gene Ontology annotation, molecular function: protein binding.
ACCCCCGCAGCCAGGGGGUCCUGGCAGCUCCCUUCUGCCCUGGGGAGCAGCUUCCAGCAGGGCGAGAAGUACGUGGUGCUGAAGCAACGCUCCCAGGAAGCAGCGCCUGGCCCGCCGGCCGGCAUGGCCCUGUGGGAGGGCCCGCGGGCAGGGCCAGAGGAAGAGGCUGCAUUGCCCCACAUCCUGGUCACUGACUUCAGUGCUUCGAGCACUGCAGCCUGGGGCAGCCUUGAGGGGGUCCCUGCUACAGCCCCCGACCCACAGCCGGAGUCCGAGCCCCCAAGAGCGGCAGAGGAGGAUGCAGAGAGCAUCUCCAAGCCGGAGUCGGAGCAGGAUGCCUCCGAAGAUGGAGGGAGCAGCCUGGGCUCCAGCUCUGUGGCGCUGGACCCUGUGGAGAAGGAGUGGCUGCAGGGGGCAGCCAGCGGGCACCUGCUCACCCUGAGUCACCUGCUCAAACAGGAGCCGUCCCUGGUCACCAGGAAGACAGCGCUGCACUGGGCGGCCAAGCACGGCAAGGAGGACUUGGCCUCGCUGCUGGUGGCUGCAGGAGCCGAUGUGAACACGCGCUCGCUGCUGUGCGGGCAGGAGAAGCCGGGGGCUGCCGGGGGCUUGCCAGGACACCAGGCGGAGGGGGCUGUGCUGGGCGAGGGCCUGAGCUCCGGCGGGAUGGGGCAUGGCGUGAGUAUGCAGGUGCCCGGGGACGGACAGACGGACGGACCUCGCAGCAGGCUCCUCAGGACAGAUUAG